AAUUUCAUUGCUUUUGUUCUCAAGCAAAAUGAUAACAUUUCACUUGCUUGAAUAUAAUCACAAAUAAACAAUUAUUUAUUCACAUUCGUUUUUAUCGAUUUGAUUAAUUUCUUGAAGAAACCAAAAAUUGCAAAUCCACUUGAAUUAAAAUGGAUGGCGAAAAAGUUAACAUAAGUUUUACAUGUCAAAGAUGUUUGCAGCCUGUGAUUUUGGACGAGUCUUUUCGAAAUAUGGACGAUUAUGCCAGAGCUGAACUAGCUCUACCAAUCUAUGCAAAAAAGAAUGCCGAAAUCGAUUCACAAGCAACGAACAUGGAACAUUUGGUGCUACCGUUUCGGUUAACUGAUUCGGGAACGGGAACAAAUGGCUUCAUGUUGAUAUCCGAUGGUAAGGAAAAUCAAAGUCUCGGUACAACACUCAAGGCUCGUGCAAAUCUCUUUGAUUUUUUAUCAUCAAAUUCGGAAAUCGACCAUCCAUUGUGCGAUGAAUGCACUGACACACUGCUCGAGCUAAUGGAUCACCAAUUGAAGUUGGCUGAAAAUGAGUGGAACGACUAUAAUAAUUAUCUACAGAAACUCGAGCAAACUGAUGACACACCGAACAUCGAACAGUUAGAGAAAGAGUUGAACGAUUUGGAAAUGGAAGAAAAGCGUUUGAUUGACGAAUUGGCAAAACUGAAGCGUGAAGAAGAUUCGGUGAAGGAUACGAUCAAAUCACAAGAAGAGGAGAAAGAACGACUCAAUGUCGAUGAGGAAAAGUAUCGUAAAGAAUAUUCAAAGUAUCGACGUGAUUUAAUGCUGUCCGAAGACGAAUUUCACAGUUUGGAAUGUCAAAUUGCUUACGCAAACGAAGAACUUGAAAAGUUAAAACGAACCAAUGUAUUCAAUAUGACGUUUCACAUUUGGCAUUCGGGUCAUUUUGGAACAAUCAAUACAUUCCGAUUGGGUCGAUUGCCAUCGGCUCCCGUUGAUUGGUCGGAGAUAAAUGCCGCAUGGGGACAAACAGCACUAUUACUAUCAGCAUUGGCACGUAAAGUGAAUUUAACAUUCGAACGAUAUCGAUUGGUUCCGUACGGUAAUCAUUCGUAUAUUGAAGUGUUGGAAAAUGGAAAAGAGUUGCCACUGUAUGGAACGGGAGGCUUUCGAUUUUUCUGGGAUACAAAAUUUGAUGCAGCCAUGGUGGCAUUCCUAGACUGUUUAGCACAAUUCAAAGACGAAGUGGAAAAGGGUGACAAAGACUUUUGCCUACCGUAUCGCAUUGACAAAGGCAAAAUCGAAGACACAUCAACUGGCAGUUCCUAUUCGAUCAAAAUUCAAUUCAACUCAGAAGAGCAAUGGACGAAGGCGUUAAAGUUUCUAUUGACCAAUUUAAAAUGGGGUCUCGCAUGGGUUUCAUCACAAUUCACUGAUGAACCGAUAACACUACCAGAUCUAAAUGAAAGUGCUGUGUCAGCAUCGAAUAUUUAAUAAUUUUAAUAUUUUCUAUAUUCCUCAUUCACACCAAGUGUAAUAAUAAAGUCCUUUGUUAAUUUAUACAGAUCA
Contarinia nasturtii (swede midge) is the source of this 1541-nucleotide messenger RNA. It is a transcript of the gene Atg6, whose product is annotated as beclin-1-like protein. Gene Ontology annotation, biological process: autophagy; late endosome to vacuole transport; cellular response to nitrogen starvation. The transcript is spliced from 3 exons. The coding region runs from base 150 to 1466 and encodes 438 amino acids. Gene Ontology annotation, cellular component: phosphatidylinositol 3-kinase complex, class III, type II; phosphatidylinositol 3-kinase complex, class III, type I; phagophore assembly site. Lineage: Eukaryota; Metazoa; Arthropoda; Insecta; Diptera; Cecidomyiidae. The record is from RefSeq and is a predicted model, not a curated record.